Messenger RNA from Moneuplotes crassus, 827 nucleotides. The record is from the annotation of a GenBank genome assembly. NCBI's taxonomy places the organism in Eukaryota, Ciliophora, Spirotrichea, Euplotida, Euplotidae.
UGGUAAAAGGAAUUCAAGAAGCGAGGCUUUCAAAUAUCUCAAAAGAUUUCCUCUCAGUUCCGAAAACGGUGGCUUACAACAGCAGAGGUUAUCCUAGCACAAGCCAAAAAAUGUUCAAUAUUUAUUCUUUGUAUAGGAGACCUUAAAUGUUGAAGCUCCAGUCUAAUCUCUCCGAGGAGGUGAACGGGCAUCCAAGCUGGGGAAGGCAGAGGCCUUCCAUUAAUAUCCAUAUCCAAGACUUCUAUUGAAACUUUUGGUUCCUAUCUCACCUCAGAAGAAGGUAAUACUUCCUCCACUCAGAAUGAGAGCAGUCCCAUUCUGGAGAGAUCCUUCUCUCCUUCAGAUGCUUGAGAAGGAACUCCUCUACAGCCAAACGAGGAUGAAUUUGUAGAUUACAAAUAAAUCCUUCGAUGCUGAUGAAGAGUUUACCUUGCAAGAUGAGAUUGAGGAUAGGGAAGAUGCCCUCGAAGAACUCACAAGUAUACUUGGAGGAUCAGCAUCCUGCCCUUCCUUUACUCCUUCAGUUAAAUUCGAGAGACCUGGUUGUAUCCCGAAAUUUAUCCAUAAAAGGAGACCCAGGAUGAGCAUUCCUUGUAUCUUGAGAAAGACAGAAAAGAGAUCAUCCGACCAUUCUUCUCAUCUAUCAAGCCACGGGAAAGAUACCCGUGGUAUUUAUUUCUAGGUUUAUAAAACUCUUAGGGCUUCCUUGGGAGUUCCCCUUAAGUAAGGUAAAGAAAUAAGGCUUGUAUUACCUUCUCUAAUCAUGCCAAAAAAUAUUUCUUUGCUUUAAAAAUAUAAUACGAUAUAAUUUCAAGCAAGUUCUAGUA